Messenger RNA from Chrysochloris asiatica (Cape golden mole), 1899 nucleotides. It is a transcript of the gene TRIM47, whose product is annotated as tripartite motif containing 47. The transcript has 6 exons. Gene Ontology annotation, molecular function: protein binding; zinc ion binding. The record is from RefSeq and is a predicted model, not a curated record. Lineage: Eukaryota; Metazoa; Chordata; Mammalia; Afrosoricida; Chrysochloridae. Bases 1 to 1899 code for a protein of 632 amino acids.
AUGGACAGUAGCGGGCCUUUCAGCUGCCCCAUCUGCCUGGAGCCGCUCCGGGAGCCGGUGACGCUGCCCUGCGGCCACAACUUCUGUCUGGCCUGCCUGGGCGCGCUCUGGCCGCACCGCAGCGCGGGUGGCGCUGGUGGGCCCGGGGGCACAGCGCGCUGCCCGCUGUGCCAGGAGCCCUUCCCCGACGGCCUGCAGCUCCGCAAGAACCACACGCUGUCGGAGUUGCUGCAGCUCCGCCAGGGCUCGGGCCCCAGCAAGGGCCCGGGCCCUGAGCCCUCGGCUCCCAGCGCGCCGCCCAGCGCCCCGGAGCCCUCGGCUCCCUGCGCUCCGGAGUCGUGGCCAACGGCCGAAGAACUGGUGCGCUGCGACGCCUGUCCCGAAGGCGCCGCUCUGCCGGCCGCGCUCUCCUGCCUCUCCUGCCUCGCUUCCUUCUGCCCCGCACACUUGGGUCCGCACGAGCGCAGCCCCGCUCUGCGUGGACACCGCCUCGUGCCGCCGCUGCGCCGACUGGAGGAGAGCUUGUGUCCGCGCCACCUGCGGCCGCUAGAACGCUACUGCCGCGCCGAGCGCGUGUGCUUGUGCGAGGUCUGCGCCGCCCUGGAGCAUCGCGGCCAUGAGCUGGUGCCGCUAGAGCAGGAGCGCGCGCUCCAGGAGGCCGAGCAGCCCAAAGUCCUGAGUGCGGUGGAGGACUGCAUGGAUGAGCUGGGUGCCAGCAUUGCCCAAUCCAGACGCACCGUGGCCCUCAUCAAGAGCGCUGCUGUAGCAGAGCGGGAGAGGGUGAGUCGGAUGUUUGCCGAGGCUGCAGCCACCCUACAGAGGUUCCAGACUCAGGUGCUGGGCUUCAUCGAGGAGGGGGAGAGCAGCAUGCUGGGACGCUCCCAAGGUGACCUGCGGCGGCAAGAGGAACAACGAAGCUGUCUGAGCCGAGCCCGCCACAACCUUAGCCAGGUCCCUGAAGCUGAUUCGGUCAGCUAUCUACAGGAGCUCCUGGCACUGCGGCUGGCCCUGGAGGAGGGGUGCGGCCCUGGGCCGAGCCCCCUGAGGGAGCUCAGCUUCACCAAGUCGUCUCAGGCUGUCCGGGCAGUGAGAGAGCUGCUGGCCGAAGCCUGCUCCAGCCAGUGGGAGCAGCUGCAAGGGCUGGAAAGUGAGGAGGAUGGUCCGCAGAAGAUGGGGUCAGAAGCUGAGCUGGACUCCCAGGACCCCGACAGCACUGGCCAUCCGGAGAGUGAAGCUCCCCGGGAUUACUUCCUCAAGUUUGCCUACAUUGUGGACUUGGACAGCGACACAGCUGAUAAAUUCCUGCAGCUGUUUGGAACCAAAGGUGUCAAGAGAGUGCUCUGCCCCAUCAACUACCCCGAGUCACCCACCCGCUUCACCCACUGUGAGCAGGUGCUAGGUGUGGGCGCCCUGGACCGGGGCACCUACUACUGGGAGGUAGAGAUCAUCGAGGGCUGGGUCAGCGUGGGGGUCAUGGCCGAAGACUUCUCCCCACAAGAGCCCUAUGACCGGGGCCGGCUCGGCCGCAACGCCCACUCCUGCUGUCUGCAAUGGAAUGGUCGCAGCUUCUCCGUCUGGUUCCAUGGGCUAGAGACACCCCUGCCACAGCCCUUCUCACCCACUGUGGGCGUUUGUCUGGAAUACGCCGACCGGGCCCUGGCCUUCUAUGCAGUGCGGGAUGGCAAGAUGAGUCUCCUGCGGAGGCUGAAGGUCUCCAGGCCCCGUAGGAGUGGCGCCCCCGCCUUGACCUCCGACCCCUUCCAGAGCCGCCUGGACAGCCACUUCACGGGGCUCUUCACUCGCAGGCUCAAGCCUGCCUUCUUCCUGGAGAGUGUGGAUGCCCACCUGCAGAUCGGACCCCUCAAGAAGUCCUGCAUAUCAGUGCUGAAGAGAAGGUGA